UCCGCGGAGGGCGGAAGUGAUGCAGCCUGUGCUCCUCCGGCAGUUAAUCCGUUUAUGUGAUGCUAAAUGUCUCCUGAUUCAGGUGAACCAGCGCCGUGAAGGUGUAGUGGGACUAUGAGAUAUUCCGUUAGCCUUUAACAGGCGGCACGAACGGAAAUGGACGCGUCCCGGAGGAGCGAAAGUGAAUGGCAGGGGAUGCUUAACGAGUUUUUGGUCUGUAAGCGGAAGCUGGAAAGCAAGAAAGAGGCUCUUCUGAUUCUGUCCAAGGAGCUGGACACCUGCCAGCAGGAGAGAGAUCAGUACAAGCUUAUGGCCAACCAGCUCCGCGAGCAACACCAAGCCCUCAAGAAGAAGUACAGAGAACUCAUUGAUGGAGAUCCAUCUCUGCCUCCCGAGAAGAGGAAUCAAGUGAAUUUCGCCCAGCUGCUGAGAGACUCCAGAGAAAAGAGCAGUCAGCUUGCCGAGGAGGUGAAGGAUCUGAAGCAGCGACUUGUGGAGGCUCAGGGUGACAACAAGCUCCUUCGGAUGACCAUCACCAAACAGAGGCUGGGGGAUGAGGAGGUUGGCGCUCGACACUUUCCCGCACACGAGAGAGAAGAUCUGGUCAAACAGCUGGAAUGCGCAAGAGAACAGAACGAGGUGCUGGAACACAGCGUGAAGUCCCUGACAGACGAGCUCCAGGACGUCCAGGCGGAGAGGGACGUGUUCCAGCAGAAGGCUCAUCGGCUCAACACAGAGAUGAACCACAUCGUGGGCAACGGCCAGAUUCGGAUUCUAGAUAUAGAUGCACUCUGUAUGGAGAACAGGUAUUUACACCAGCGGCUGAGCCAACUUCAAGAAGAGGUCAAUCUGCUCAAAACGAAUCUGCUAAAGUAUAAGAGCGCUCUGGAGAGUCGGAAGAACUCCAAAAUGAGUGGCAAACCCAACAGCAGCGCCCUAACCGGGGUGCUUUCUGCAAAACAAGUGAAGGAGCUCUUACUGUCUGAGGAAAACAGCUGCAGUCUGCCGGUGACCCCUCAGUCCAUCUCAGACCUCAAAUCUCUGGCAACAGCUCUGCUGGAAACCAUCCACGAGAAGAACAUGGUGGUCCAGCACCAGCGUCAAAUCAACAAGAUUCUUGGAACUCGAGUAGCAGAGCUGGAGAAAAAACUAAAAACCCUGGAGAUUUCUGGAUUAUGGAGCCUUCCAGGCCUGACUUAUAAUGUGUCUCUGGGAAUAUGUGGAAGGGGAAAAGACACCAUUAUCCUAAACUCCCAACAAGUGGAAUCUCCUGGUUUGCCAACACAAGAAGGUGUCCAAGUUUUUGAAAAUGUUCUUGCUGAGCAUGAGAGCACCCCGGAAGCUGUCGGCCAAGCCAGAGAACACGCACCUGUGUCGGAUCUUCAAGAAGCAUCGUCACCAUGCAGAACGGGAGCACCAGAGCUGAGGUCGGAUGAGGAUGAGCUACCCAGCACCCAAAAAGAACUGCCAGAUAGUGAGGACUGUCAUGUGAGUGAGCCAUCACAGCUCACAGUGGACUGUAAUGAAGAAGAGAGCACUCACAGCCCCACUCCAGAGUCAGAGUCCCCGAGCAGACCCCAUCCAUCCGCAGAUCCCUGCCAGCAUUCAACUGAGCCAAUGAAAGAAGGAGAAGCUGAAUCAGAAGAUUGCACUGAAGAGACACAGUGUAUUAUACCACAGGAGAGUAUCAAUAUUGUCUCCGAUGAGCUGCAGCAGGACGUCUGACCAGAACAAAAAGGUACGCGCCUUCCUCAUCUGGACCUACCCAUUUAGCUUUAGUCAGCGUUAUGGACUACAUUAGGUGCACCUCUACAACUCUGAACUGUCAGAAAAGCUGAAAGACUCUGCUGCUUCUCUCUGUGGGAGAUCACUAUACAUGGAAGUGUGGUUCCUUAGUCACUCUAACGGUCAGAUGUGCUGAUCUGCGGUUAUGAAACCGGCACCUCAUCAGAACAGGGCAGCAGUGUGGGAAUGCUGUUAGUGACAGUUGCUCUCAGCUGGUUUCACUCUUCAUUCACUAUUUUGUUAUUAUUUCUGUCAAAAACACUUAUCUGCGGAUUAAAAAGAAAAAAGUCUAGUACAUUCCAGAUUAGUAUUAAUGUUUCCUUUGGUGUUACUGUUGUAGCACCACUGUCAAAUAUAACAGAGACAAAAAAAAACAUAAAAACUCUGGGUUCCUGCACGUCCUCAAAAAGAAUGGGAAAGAAUGACAUAUGGUUUGUUUUCAUUUGCAUUUUACAGUUCUGUGGAAGGACAGAAAAAUGUAUGAUUGGAAAAUCCUGGUCAUCUAAAAGAGAAAAGUUGGAAUGUCUCAAGGGGAUGCAGAUUAAACAGGGAUGUUUCACAUAGACUCUGUGUUAAAGACCAACAUUCCCCCCGCGGUUCAUUAGGAGAAUCCAGAUUAAAGGUGCUUUAACACAGACUUCUUCUCCAUUUUAAUUAGAUUUUCUUUCUCUCUGCCUGCUUUUAUUGUGAAAAUUAUUGAUGUCAUGGAAAAACAAACAAGACUUGGCAUGUAAUUCAGUUAGUUUUGAUUCUCGUUUCUAAUUACAGGCUGUAAGCACAAAGCUCUGUUUUCCACCCUCAGCUCCAUGCUGCUUGUCAUUCUGCAUCUGGCUGCUCUUCUCCCAACGCUGUAAUUCUUUGCAGUUUGUUUUUCUGAGCUCCACUACGGCUUUAGCGAUCAUGCACAUGCUCAUGAUAUUUCCCACGUCUCAACGAAUUGAUUUACAAAUAUGGUAGGAACAUACAGAUGUGUGUACUCUCUAAAUUUAAUGAAUAUGCGAGAAAACACUGAAUAUGUGGGGACCCUGGAAACUGCUAAUUAUGCCUGUGAGCCUCCUCAAUUCAAACUUAAAUGUGUCUCAUAACUCUGCUGCUGAUAUAUCCAUGAGCUGAUGCUUCUUUUACACAACAAAAAGGGGACAAAGGUCAAAACUAAACAAAAAAACACUUGGCUUCCCCUGUAGGCGUUCCAGUGGCAUUAAAGUAGCUUUAUUUUUUUGUUUAUCACAAUGUGAAAUACACACUGUUCUGAUCUGCUCAAGCAAAUAAGCUUUUUUUAUUUAACAACUGCACGCUGAUCCGUCCUGUUUGAAUUUAUUCAUUGGCAAUUAAUUAAAGCAGAAACAGAAAAUACUAAAUGUUUUCAUUAACAUUGAUGUCUUUAUCCUGAUUUGUGGUUAGAGGCUAACUCAUGACUAAUUUUAUUUAUUUAUUAAAGUCACUCAAGAACUGUUCUGUUUAACAAUAAUAAAGAAAAAAA
Messenger RNA from Menidia menidia (Atlantic silverside), 3265 nucleotides. Lineage: Eukaryota; Metazoa; Chordata; Actinopteri; Atheriniformes; Atherinopsidae. The record is from the annotation of a GenBank genome assembly.